AGAGAGGCCCAAGACUUGGUGGGUUUGUCCGUUUGUGAAUCAUAACGGGGACGAGCGAGUGUUGGAAGUAUAGGAAGCAAAACCCAGUUCAAAAUGGCGGCACCGUUACCCCCAAAUCGAAACCCUUCUAUCUAAUAUACAAACAGAGAGAAACAAAGGGUUAGUGUGCUUAUACAACCUGUGUGAGAGAGACUGAAGAUCAGCUUGGGUUCUUUCUCAGGGUUUGUUUCAGUAGUACUGUGAUUUUUGUAUUUGGAUUUAUUGUGAAAAUAGUGUUCCCACUGCGUAUGGGGAAAGGUGAUAGAACUGGGUUUGUGGGUAUCGGUGAUGACUCACAGAAAACAUCAUCAUUUGAAUGUGAUGUUGGGUUGGGUUUGAAGAUGCAACCCACUGAAUCUGAAUCAUUAUCAUUUUCUUGUCCAAGAAAGAUGAUGAGAAUGCCUCAUCAUCCUUCUUAUGAGAAUAGCUCUAGGGGUUAUGCAGGCGAUGAAGGUGGUGGACCCGUAUUUUGUAGCUUAAGCAAUCAGGUGGCGUGUGUGAGCGAUAUCUACAAUGUUGUCGGCGCUAGUUCUCUCUCUGGGGCUACAGUUUUGCCAAGGUCGUCGCACACCUUUACUGCUAAUACGUCUUUCAGAUCCUCAGGACAAGGCAUGCCAGCCUCUGGUAAAGUUGCGUUAACACGGUCUCAGUGGCAAGAGCUUGAGAGACAGAUGAUGAUUUACAAGUACAUGAUGGCCUCUAUCCCUAUUCCUCCUGAACUUCUCUUGUCCAUCACCAGAAGUCCCUCACAUAUUCCUUUCGCCCAAUCUAACAUCUCUGGUUUGGAUUUGAGGUUCUCAAGUGGCUCGGAUCCAGAGCCAUGGAGGUGUAGAAGGACAGAUGGGAAGAAAUGGCGGUGCUCGAGGGACGUGGCGCCUGAGCAGAAGUACUGUGAGCGGCAUGCCCACAAAAGCCGGCCCCGUUCAAGAAAGCCUGUGGAAAUUCAAUCCCACACCACCACCACCAACAACACCAACACCAACAUCAAAAUUGACAAUCACCACCCAUUGAUCCUUCCAAGUAAUACGGCUACCACCCAGCCAUUUCAAAAGCCUAUUCCCCACUUCCCAACGUCGGUCUCUCCUACGACUACCUCACAUGAUCUUCCCAGGGGCAUUGAAUGGUUCUUGAAAGGUGGCACUGGCACCAUCCCUGUCUCUACUUGUGACCAGCAAUGGCAGCAACUGCUGCAACCAUCAUCGGGAGUGGGAUUAAAGAGAGACCACACAAACCAGAUUAAAGAUGUGCGUGGUUUAAAUCAACAUUGCGAGGGACUGGAAGAACCCACGAACUUGAAUCCGUACGCUGAUAGUGGUAGUGCUAGUGGCCAGAGAUUGAAACAUCAACUGCUCAGUGACCAGUGUGGCUCAUUACUUAACCCCAAACUUGCCUGUCUCCAAGGAAAUGACACAACACAAAAAACAAGGCACUUCAUUGAUGCAUGGUCAACGGCAGAGAACGAAUGUUUCGAUGAAAACAGAGGGAAGUGGUCCGUGUAUUCCAGUAGGAAGCCGCCACUCUCGUCCCUUACACUCUCAAUGUCUCAUGGGAAUGGGACUGAUGAAGAGUAUGAACAUGCCCAAAUGGGCUUGGGGAUUUUGGAUUCAGAAAGAGAUGGUGGGAUUUUGAAAACCCAGUGGCUGAACCCUGUUUCAUGGACAGGUUCACCACCUGGUGGACCAUUAGGUGAAGCCUUGUGUCUUAGCAUCGCCAGUACUGCAAAAGCAACUUCUAAUGUGCCAUCCCCUCAAGGCUAUAGCAACAGCAAUACCACCAGCAGCUGCAGCAAAAGCUCUUGCGAGGAUGGCAGCCAUGCUCAUAAUUUCAUUGGGUGA
This is a messenger RNA of Ilex paraguariensis (yerba mate), 1874 nucleotides long. The record is from the annotation of a GenBank genome assembly. Lineage: Eukaryota; Viridiplantae; Streptophyta; Magnoliopsida; Aquifoliales; Aquifoliaceae.